Messenger RNA from Topomyia yanbarensis, 608 nucleotides. Its product is annotated as mitochondrial ribosome and complex I assembly factor AltMIEF1. The record is from RefSeq and is a predicted model, not a curated record. The transcript is spliced from 3 exons. Lineage: Eukaryota; Metazoa; Arthropoda; Insecta; Diptera; Culicidae. Bases 295 to 510 code for a protein of 71 amino acids.
ACGGAACGUUUUGACGUGCGGCACGGGCACAAGAGAAAAGUAUUAAACCCUGAUGGAACGGUGACGUCCCGUUGACAUUGAUGGAAGCUGAUGUAUCGUCUGAAUCGUCCUUCAAUCAGUACAAAAUGUGGAUGUCAUCACGAAUACUGAUUAUUUACUAAAGAGGCUAAAAAGUGUUGUUUUAUUGUGGUCAUCGUAAGUAUUUUUGUGAAUUGGCACUAAUUAAAAUAACAAUAUUGUUGAACGAUCUUGUAUAUCAAACAUAACUUGCCUUUAUACAAUGUAGUGUCCACGAUGACCAUUCCUUCAGUUACAUCAAAACGUUUAGUUUUGCGGCUAUAUCGAGAUCUUUGCCGGUACGGCUCACAACUUCAGUUCACAGAUCGCGAAUAUUUUCUGCAACGUGUUCGACGCGAGUUUGAUCAGAAUCGAAACGUGACCGACUUAAAGGAAAUUGAAUUUUGUUAUAAGAGAGGACGCACCUUGCUAGAACAAGCCCGAGUAAUAUAGUAAUAUGUUUUCAGUAAGAAUUAUAGCCCCUAAAAUUCAAACGAUACACCUCGCAAUUUGCCGCCCUAAAACCACAAUUGACACGUCCCGGGUUCCUA